Molecule: messenger RNA, 1049 nt
Organism: Mya arenaria
Lineage: Eukaryota; Metazoa; Mollusca; Bivalvia; Myida; Myidae
Product: S-crystallin SL11-like
Exons: 5
Coding region: 49-696 (215 amino acids)
Biological process (GO): glutathione metabolic process
Molecular function (GO): glutathione transferase activity
Source: RefSeq, a predicted model, not a curated record
UCUAAAUCGCACAACUCGCGUGGCUAUUGACAGUGACACAUCGCAACCAUGCCGUCCUACAAACUAUACUAUUUCGAAGCACGCGGAGCCGCCGAGCUGGCUAGGCUGAUAAUGAAGCAGGCGGGUCAAGAUUUCGAGGACAUUCGCAUUAACGGGGUGACUGAAUGGCCGAAAAAGAAACUAGAAAUAAAGCCAGAAAUGCCCCUGGAGGCUCUGCCAGUCCUGGAGAUCGACGGAAAGAAAUUCUGCCAGUCCAUAGCAAUCGUACAUUACCUCGCGCGGGAAUUCGGUUUGAUGGGCUCGAACAACAUGGAGGCCCUGGUUAUAGAAGAACUGCUGGAGAUAUUUACAGAGAUCACGAUCAAACAUUUGAUGAAGAUGUACCACGAGAAAGACCAUGAGAAAAAGGUGGACCUAAUGAAAACAAUCAAGGAGACGGUUAUGCCGCGCUACAUUGCGUUCAUAGAGGAACGCCUUAAGGAAAACAACGGCGGGAAAGGCUUCUAUGUUGGUGAUAAGGUAUCCGUGGCUGACCUAGCCCUCUACAACACGAUGUUUAACCUAAAGAAAUCGAUGGGCAAAGAAGGACAAGAUCCGUUUGAGGGUAGCAACCUCUUGAAUGCAUUUUACGAACGCGUUGCCUCGCUUCCGAAUAUCGCGGCUUGGGAGAAGGCCCGGCCACAAACAGACAUGUAGAGUAUGUCUGUGUUCAGUAUCUGUUCUGUGAUAUGCCAUGGUAGCGUACAGUGUAAAAAUGUCAGUUCUGGAUAUUCGGAAUGAUUUGUAUUCUAUUAUACGGCUUUAUUUGGUAAUUUAGAUGUACUGUUUGAGAGUGGUUUAGUUUCAAAGAAACGUUUCUAUGUUUGAGGUUAUCCGAGCAGCAUUAUUUUAAAUACAUUGACUUAUAUUUUCACAUGAAAGAAGUUUUGUUUAUGUGUUCAGUAUUGUCAAGAGAAUAUCAUGUUUUCAGUAUUCUCACAAGAAUACCAUGCUUUGUGUGAUUAUACUAAAUCAGGAUGGUUAAAUUAAAACUGAAGGGAUAAGCAAUA